CUAUAAAUAGAAUAUGAACCCUAGAUAGCGAAUGAUGGUCACCAAUCACCAUCGACGAAACCGCUGGUGCUACCGAUUGUCUCUAAUUUUUUGUUAUCAGUUGAAUAUCCAAUUUAUUAGGGAUGAGACCAAGUCUUGGCUACGUGCUUGGUCUACUUUCCCCAACCUGUGGUUCGAUGUUGGAAGAGGAAAGACCAUGAAGUUGGUGGACGUGGAGCGAGCUCUGAUAAGGUAUCACCGUGAUAACACACCAAUCAAAAGGUUUGACCUUAAGAUCGACAUUGAGAACCAGGAGUCAGCUUCUCAAGCUGAAAAAUGGAUCAAGGAUGUGGCCACCAAAACUUGUCUCAAAGAGAUUUCCCUCUCGCUCUUAUUUUGGGGUGCCUCGUUUAGGUUGCCAGAUGAGAUAUUGGCAAGUGAGAAUCUAACCAAGUUAAGAGUUUCAGCACCGAGGAUCAAUUCAAAUUCUGUUUGGAUGACAGCCACAAAUCCUGUGAUCAAAUGCGUGUCAUCCCUACGUGAAUUGCACUUGGAAGGUGUGAGCAUAAGUGAAGAGGCACUUCAUCACAUAUUGUCGUCUUGUUGCUUGCUUGUGAAGAUAGAGCUUUUACAUUCCCGUGAGGGGUUCAAGACCAUCAAGGUUAAAAACCUUCCUCGUCUUUACGAAUUAAACAUAUCUUUCGCUAGUCUAUAUAAAAAUUCUACCGCUUUGGAAAUCAGUGAUGUCCCAAAACUUGGUGUGUUUAGCUACUAUCGACAGGGUGUUUUUCUUCAAUCACAUAUUCCUCUUGUAAUUGACCCAUUCAAUAUCAGUGCGCAAGGUGAGACGAUUAAUGUUAGGUAA
This is a messenger RNA of Lactuca saligna, 844 nucleotides long. The record is from the annotation of a GenBank genome assembly. Lineage: Eukaryota; Viridiplantae; Streptophyta; Magnoliopsida; Asterales; Asteraceae.